CAUGGAUAUUUGGAUCUGGGCUCUGAAUUCUUAUACAAAUUAAGAAGAGAAAAAUGGGAGGGAUAAGGAAAUAUCAUGGUGUUAGACAACGCCCUUGGGGCUCUUUGGUUGCUGAGAUUCGUCAUCCAAUCCUGAAGAAAAGGGUGUGGCUUGGAACAUAUGAAACAGUGGAAGAAGCAGCUUGUGCAUAUGAUGAAGCUGUUGUAAUUGUGCGUGAUCAUGGUGGAAACAUAAAUCUUCCUCAUAAUUAUAACUCAGAGAAGAGAAGAGUUCUAUCCACAGCAAUGAUUUGUAAGCUCCACAAUCUCAAUAUGGCCUCCAUGAAUAAGGUUUUUCUUCAAUAUGCUGCUAAGAAGGAAGGCUCCAUAUUCUCUUGAAAUUCCUUCGUCUGCUUAAAGUUAGACAAGUUAGACAAUGAGAAACCCAAUCAGUUGGGAAUAUGGCAAAAGAAAGUGGAUGGUAGAGGAGGGGAUGAAUCCAACUGGGUCAUGAAAGUUGAAAUUCCUCCAAUAAAAGUGAAUAAUGAGAGAGACAAUAGAACAACUUCUUCAAACAUUAGACUGGUUAAACCCACAUAGAUAUGAAAUUAAGUUUUUGGGCUGAGCCUAAGUGCCUUUGGAAGAUGCCCUAUUAGGGUUGGAAAGAUGUAAGUUAUAAUUUAUAAUAGUGAUUCUUUGUCACAUUAGAUUUGUCACAUUAGAUAUAUAAACAUGGUAAAUUAUAUUUUAGUUUAAAAAGGGAAAUUGCAUAAUAUAGGCUAUUUUUUAAUGUUAAUGAAGAUUUGAUUAUUUGUAAUUUAUUUAAUUAUCAUAUGUUUUGGUA
Cryptomeria japonica (Japanese cedar) is the source of this 822-nucleotide messenger RNA. RefSeq names its product ethylene-responsive transcription factor ERF003. The record is from RefSeq and is a predicted model, not a curated record. Gene Ontology annotation, biological process: regulation of DNA-templated transcription. The coding region runs from base 54 to 377 and encodes 107 amino acids. NCBI's taxonomy places the organism in Eukaryota, Viridiplantae, Streptophyta, Pinopsida, Cupressales, Cupressaceae. The transcript has 2 exons. Gene Ontology annotation, molecular function: DNA binding; DNA-binding transcription factor activity.